Molecule: messenger RNA, 584 nt
Organism: Labrus bergylta (ballan wrasse)
Lineage: Eukaryota; Metazoa; Chordata; Actinopteri; Labriformes; Labridae
Gene: pth2
Product: parathyroid hormone 2
Biological process (GO): neuropeptide signaling pathway
Cellular component (GO): extracellular region
Source: RefSeq, a predicted model, not a curated record
AUGGCUGAGCUGCCUUCUUUUCCACGGAUGUCCACACUGUUGCUUUGCAUUCUGGGUAUGACCAUGAUGACAUCUGGCUUCCCUCACACUCGGCUCCAUUUCAGAAGUACAGAUGAUUCAGAGGAGCCUAAACGAGACGACUGGGACGUCCUCUUCCCCUCCAUCUCUCUCCGCGAUUGGAGCAUUCAGAUGAUGUCCAGCCUCGGAGCGGCAGCCAAUAGCAAAGAAAGGUUGAUGAGGGAGGCGUGGCUUUUUGGCCCAGAAGAAGCAGAGGCCAGCGACAAGAGGGCGUGGCCUGCUGAGUGGUUGUCUCCCGGCGGCGGCGUGGCGAAGAGGAACAUGGUGGUGGCCGACGAUGCUGCGUUCAGGGAGAAGAGUAAACUCCUCACCUCCAUGGAGAGACAGAAGUGGCUCAACUCGUACAUGCAGAAACUGCUGGUGGUCAACUCUUCGUGAUAAACAGGAAAUACCUCUGAGUCUUUAGUGAAGAUAGGCGAGGUCACCAAUAUAAAGAAAAGGUUGUGAUAUAUGGUGGCCAUUAACGCCUGCUUUAUUUUUAGUGUAUAUGCAGAGCCUCUGAAAUA